Molecule: messenger RNA, 1434 nt
Organism: Camellia sinensis
Lineage: Eukaryota; Viridiplantae; Streptophyta; Magnoliopsida; Ericales; Theaceae
Product: plasmodesmata-located protein 6
Biological process (GO): defense response to bacterium
Cellular component (GO): plasmodesma
Source: RefSeq, a predicted model, not a curated record
GGUUCAAGUUCUACUUCAUCACGUCUAAAUUUCUCUCACUUUCUCUCUUUCUUUCUUUCUUCACUUUCUUUCACUCUCUAGAACCAGCUAGAGCAAAUAAACAUGUCCAUUCAAGCCCUCUCUCUCUCUUCUCUCUUGGGUUUCUUUCUAACAAUCACAAUUCUCACUUACCCAUCAUCUUCAGCCACAGACUCCUUCCUAUACGGUGGUUGUGCUCAGCCAAAAUACAACUCGGGCACACCAUACGAGUCCAACGUCAACUCGCUACUCAGCUCCCUGGUCAACUCGGCCUCCUUUGCCACCUACAACAACUUCAAGGUCUCUGUCCCCGGCUCCGGUCCAAACGACACCGUUUACGGCCUCUUCCAAUGCCGCGGCGACCUCCAGAACUCGGACUGCCGGGACUGUGUCUCCCACGCGGUGAGUCAACUCGGCAUACUCUGUGUCAACUCGGCGGGUGGGGCGUUGCAACUAGAGGGUUGCUUCGUGAAGUACGAUAACACGUCCUUUUUAGGGGUGGAGGACAAGAGUGUGGUGAUGAAGAAAUGUGGGCCGUCGAUGGGGUAUGACUCUGAUGCGUUGACCCGUCGUGAUGGGCUGAUGGAUUAUCUAGCGUCUGGGGGGCAGUACUAUCGUGUUGGUGGGUCUGGGAAGGUACAGGGUGUGGCGCAGUGCGUACAGGAUUUGAGUCCGAGCGAGUGCCAGGAUUGUCUGUCGGAGGCGAUCGGACGGUUGAAAAGCGACUGUGGGUCUGCGGCUUGGGGUGAUAUGUUCUUGGGAAAGUGCUACGCGCGCUACUCGGAGCGUGGAGGCUACUCAAAUAACGGUUCAAAUAACGGGUCGAAUGAUGAAGUUGAGAAGACACUUGCAAUUCUGAUUGGGCUUAUAGCUGGUGUGGCAGUGCUCGUUGUUUUCUUGUCAUUCUUAAGCAAACUAGCUGAAGAUAGAGGAGGGAAAUAAAUUACAACUUCUUGAUACGUCAAGAUUCUCUCUCUCUCUCUCUCUCUCUCUCUCUCUCUUAAAUUGGCUUUGCUUUGGGUUUCUUUUGCUUUUCUUUCAUGGUCCCUACUUUUGUACCAUUGUCUUUGUGAAGGUUCCUUCAUAUUUUCCCUUAAAGAAGACCUGAAAAGGAAGGAUAGGGAUGUGUAUUAUAGGUUCCUGGAAGCAUGCAAGGGUAAAGAAACUUGAAAUAACAAGUGUUGAACAAGUCCGUCUUCUCACACCCACUUGACAUAUGCUAAUUAUUUGUAUAAAAUGUCAAUGCUUUUGUAAAAGUGAUAUUGUGCUGCUACAAAUAGGUGUGUCUUUUUUGGUUACCUUUUGUAAUUGUAGACUUUUCAUUGUUAAACCUUGAUUUCAUCUAAAAGCUAGAAGUUGCAAAACAUACUUGUGCUUCUUGUAUUCAAUUUCAAAUUAAUGCAACUUUUUGCUUCA